This is a messenger RNA of Papaver somniferum (opium poppy), 1510 nucleotides long. RefSeq names its product basic 7S globulin 2-like. Gene Ontology annotation, biological process: proteolysis. The transcript has a single exon. Gene Ontology annotation, molecular function: aspartic-type endopeptidase activity. The record is from RefSeq and is a predicted model, not a curated record. NCBI's taxonomy places the organism in Eukaryota, Viridiplantae, Streptophyta, Magnoliopsida, Ranunculales, Papaveraceae. The coding region runs from base 77 to 1384 and encodes 435 amino acids.
AUCUAUCUCAUUUCACAGUGAGCAAUCUCCUAUCCACAUUUUCAUACAGCUAGCUCUUAUCCUAACCUGCAUAUUCAUGGCUUCCUCAUUUUCUUUUUCUCUUCUUCCAUUCUUUUUCCUUUGCUUGAUCAUCUCAUUGCUAUCUCACUCGAAUGCUCAGUUACCUUCAUCUUCAUCCCGGCCUCACGGGGUUGUGCUUUCCGUUACCAAGGAUGCAUCAUCACUUCAAUAUCUAACCCAUAUAUUUCAAAGAACCCCAAAAAUUAGAGUAAGCCUUACAGUCGAUCUAGGCGGUCAAUUCACAUGGGUUGAUUGUGAAGAUGGCUACAAGUCAUCAUCUUAUCGUUCAGCCCGUUGUAAAUCUGUCCAAUGCAAACUCGCCGGUCGACCAACCAGUGGAUGCUUAGAUGAGUGCUACGGCACUCCUCGUCCAGGGUGCAGUAACCACACUUGCAGUGUUUACCCAUACAAUUCAGUAAGUGGCUGGCAAAGCCCUGGUGAUGUAGGUUCCGACUCCUUGACGGUGAAAUCAACAGACGGAUCGGAUGUUAUGGUUCGUGGAUUAGUAUUCAGUUGUGCACCAACUUCUCUUGUAGCAGGAAUUGCCGGCGGUGCUAAAGGAAUCGUUGGCCUCGGACGUUCCGCAACCGGAUUAUCCUCGCAGUUUUCACUUGCAUUUCGAUUCCCUCGGAAAUUUGCGAUGUGUUUGUCCUCAUCAAAAGGUGCUAUAAUUUUCGGCGAUGGUCCGUACAUGGCUCAUCCUGGAAUGGAUCUGUCAACUUCAUUCACAUACACUCCUCUCAUUGUCAACCCAGUUAGUGCUACCACAGGAGGUGAGAAAUCCCCGGAGUAUUACAUUGGGGUGAAAUCAAUCAAAGUUGGCGGUAGGAAGAUCUUGUUAAAACGGGGGACAUUGUCACUCAAGAAAGAUGGACUGGGAGGAACAAAAAUCAGCACAGUGACUCCUUAUACUGUUAUGGAAACUUCGAUCUACAAUGCAGUUACUAGCGCUUAUAUUAAACACGCCAAAGCCAUGAAUAUUUCUCGAGUAACUUCAGUGAGUCCGUUCGGCGUAUGUUUUAGUACGACAAACAUAGUGAAUACACGAGCUGGAGCUGUUGUCCCGUCAAUCGAUCUUGUGUUGCAAAACAAGAGAGCUGUUUGGAGGAUUUUUGGAUCCAACUCGAUGGUUAAAGUUAAAAAUGGUGUUUCGUGUUUGGGGUUCGUAGAUGGAGGGUCUGAGGCCAAGACAUCCAUCGUUAUCGGUGGGUAUCAAUUGGAGGAUAAUCUUUUACAGUUUGAUAUUCCGAGAUCUAGAUUGGGAUUCACUUCGUCGUUGUUGUUUGGAUCGAGACAAGUCGCUUGCUCUGCUUUCAACAACUAAAGUGUUUUAAACAUUUCAUCAAUCACAGAAUGAGGUUUAUUUAUUUUCUUAGAUAAAAUGUAUUUGCUUAUGUAAUUUGUAUAACUCAUGUUUUGAAUAAAAUUCUACGCUAGUUUCUGAUCAAAA